AGUGAGUGGGGCAGGGACACACUGACGCUCUUGUCACCUGGAGGAAUGAGAAUGACACGGAUACCUGCCGGAUGCUUCUGAAAACUUCUACAGGCAACCAGAAUCUGUGUCCUAACAACGCGUCACACCUGGAGCCAAGGAAGAAAUACUGCUUUGCCGUGUGUCCUCCAGAGUCAAAUUCAACUCUGUGUGCACAGAGUGACCCAGAUGCCGCCAUCUCUGCACACGCCACCACACUCGACCCUCGGUCCCGAGACAUCUCAGUCCUGCUCCUUGGGCUGUCGCCCGGGUUGGAGUAUAACGUCACGGUGUUUUCGCGGACGGCAAAUGGCACGGAGGGACCACCGCAAAUUACCAGCUUUACCACGAAGUCUGGUCAAGUUUUUAACCUCACGGCAGUGGACAUCCAGGCCACCAACCUGACUCUGAGCUGGGAACUGAGGCAAAACGCCUCAUCAUCCAACUAUUCCUACCAUGUACUAGUUGUCCCGGUGACCGGCAACAGCAAUUUCACCACCAAUGACACCUCUACUGUCAUCACCGGGCUCCAGUCCAGCACCUUCUACAACAUCACAGUGUGGCCGGUGUUGGAUGGGGACUCCCAGGGCUUGCCUGGCUCUCUGCAGCUGUAUACCCUCCCUCUUCCAGUUUCUGACAUCCGAGUGGUGAGCGUCAACACCACGAAAAUUGGCUUGGCUUGGAACAGCAAUAACUCCACUCAGUUUAAGAUCGUUGUCAGAGACCUAAGCAAAGGAAGUGAAAUUCAGAAGAUAACCACCAACCAAACUACCAUCAUCAUCGAUGACUUACUGCCUGGAUAUUUGUAUUCGUUUGAAAUAAUUCCACAGGGACCGAAUAGAACAGAAGGGAUGCCAGAAACAAUCCACUGUAGGACUGAGUAUACUGCCGUGUCUGACAUCCAAGUGACCAACUUUACCACAACCACGAUGUCAUUGAGUUGGCAGAGCAAGGACUAUGCCUCUGAGUACACCUACCAUCUGCGUAUCAGGUCAGACAACAGGUCCAUCGACAAGAAGACCUCUGACAAGACGUUCUUUCUUGAUGAUCUGAGCCCCGGCACCUUGUAUAACAUCACCAUCUACCCAGAACUGAAGCACGUGCCUGGCAAUGCCAGCUCCAUCAGCCAUUACACACGGCCCAGCCAAGUGUCCGACAUUGAAGUGAGCACCAACACCACAGAGGCCGCCUUAGCGUGGCAGAACCGGGAUGCUGCUGCCGCCACGUACAGCUACUCCGUUGUUCUUGAGAAGGAUGGCUUGAACGUAACCCAGGAAACCAGCAUUGGCGUCACCCAGGUCAUCUUCAGCGGAUUAGUACCCGGCUCUGGAUACACCAUCAAGAUCUUCACGCAGGUGAACUGGACCACCGAGUCAGAGCAGCCUGGCUCCCUGUCAUUCUGCACAGAUCCCGCACCUGUCACCCUCUUCUUCUGCGAGGCGGUCCCCCAGAUGCCGACGCUGGAUCUCAAGUGGGACUGCCCCAAUGGCACCAGCGAGGGCUUCGAGCUGGAGGUCCGCAGUGGCGCCUGGAGCAACGUCAUGACCCUGGACGGCUGCACCUCGGGGAACACCACCACCAAGACCGGGGUGGACGUUCAGCACUUGAAUUUUUCUACCUCGUACAACAUCAGCAUCACAACCUUGUCCUGUAACAAGUCGGCACCACCCGCCCAGAAAGGCUGCCUUACAGGCAUCACAGACCCCCCUCGCCCAAAGAUCUCCCCCAAUAUUACAGCUGUCAGUCACAAUUCACUCAAGGUCAAGUUCAGUGGGUUCGAAGCCAGCCACGGACCCAUCCAAGCCUACGCCCUCGUCCUCACCACUGGUGGAGUAGAGAACGCCUCUGCAUAUGACUUGAAAUACACGUAUGAAGAUUUCAAGAAGGGGAACUCGGAAGCAUACGUGACGUACCUCCUCACAGUGGAGGAGAAGCGCCGCUCCCCGGGCCUGCUGGAAGCCUCCAAAUACGAAGUGGACGUGGGGAACGAGUCGAUGACGCGCGGCUACUACAACGGGAAGCUGGAGCCGCUGGGCUCCUACCGGGCUUGCGUGGCCGGCUUCACCAACAUCACCUUCAAGUCGCACGACAGACUCAUCAAUGGGCCCGAGAGCUACGUAUCCUUCAGCCCCUGCUCGGAGGCGGUGUUCCUGCCGCAGGACCCAGGUGUCAUCUGCGGAGCAGUUUUUGGUUGUAUCUUUGGUGCUCUGGUUAUCGUGGCCGUGGGAGGCUUCAUCUUCUGGAGGAAGAAAAGGAAAGAUGCGAAGAACAAUGAGUUGUCCUUUUCUCAAAUCAAGCCCAAAAAAUCCAAGGUGAUUCGAGUGGAGAACUUUGAGGCCUACUUUAAGAAGCAGCAGGCUGACUCCAACUGUGGCUUUGCAGAGGAAUAUGAAGACCUGAAGCUCAUUGGAAUCAGCCAACCAAAAUUCGCAGCCGAGCUGGCCGAGAACAGAGGAAAGAACCGCUACAAUAAUGUUUUGCCCUAUGAUUUUUCCCGUGUCAAGCUUUCCAUCCAGACCCAUUCGACAGACGAUUACAUCAACGCCAAUUACAUGCCCGGCUACCAUUCCAAGAGGGAUUUCAUUGCCACUCAAGGACCUUUGCCCAACACUUUGAAAGACUUUUGGCGUAUGGUCUGGGAGAAAAACAUAUAUGCCAUCAUUAUGUUGACCAAGUGUGUUGAACAGGGGCGGACUAAGUGCGAAGAGUACUGGCCCUCCAAGAAGGCGCAGGAGUACGGGGACAUCACUGUGGCCAAUACCGCGGAAAUCGUUCUCCCGGAAUGGACCAUCAGGGACUUCACAGUGAAAAAUAGCCAGACGAGUGAGAGCCACCCUCUGCGACAGUUCCAUUUCACAUCCUGGCCGGACCAUGGGGUCCCAGACACCACCGAGCUGCUCAUCAACUUCCGGUUCCUGGUGCGAGACUACAUGAAGCAGAUCCCACCAGAGUCGCCAGUGCUGGUGCAUUGCAGUGCCGGGGUCGGAAGGACAGGUACCUUCAUUGCCAUUGACCGCCUCAUCUAUCAGAUAGAGAACGAGAACACCGUGGACGUGUAUGGGAUUGUGUACGACCUUCGCAUGCACAGGCCGUUAAUGGUGCAGACAGAGGACCAGUAUGUAUUCCUCAAUCAGUGUGUUUUGGAUAUCAUCCGAUCCCAAAAGGACUCCAAAGUCGACCUGAUCUACCAGAACACCACUGCAAUGACAAUCUACGAAAACCUGGCGCCUGGGACCACAUUCGGAAAGACGAACGGUUACAUCGCCUGAUUCCAAAGCAGAAUUUUUUUUUUUCUGUCGUGGAGCAGAGCACCUCACCCGCAGCAAAGGAAGGCACCCCAUGGGGACGUGUUUUUCUGUGUCUAAUAUCUUAAUUCUUUGUUCUGUUUUGUGCAAACUGAUUUGCUGGAGUUGGAGCCGUGCCUGGCAAACUUGACAAGGGAGAAACAGGGGUUCUGAGGGGCUGUGGGCGGGCAGUGAGCGAGCCGGUGACGUUCCUGAUUGCCCAUGGGAUGAGGUUCACUUUGUUUUUUUGCUUUGUUUUGUUUUGUUUUCUUGAGAAUUACAGGAAACCAGGAAAAGUGAGCUAUGAUUUUCUUUUUCCUUUUUUGAAACAGCUUCUUUUUUUUUUUUUUUAACAAAAAGACUAUUUUAUAUGAUCACGUGCUAAAGCCAGGAUUGCUUUGGGUUGAAUCUAUUUUCCGUAUCAGAGGUCUAUUUUUACCUACUGUAUCUUGGAAUCUAGCGGCUGGAGCUGGCAUUCUUGGGGAGGAUCGUGGAGGGGACGUGGGGAGAGAUUAUCUCCCGCCUGGGUUUUCUAUUUGAACAUGUGCCUUUUCUGAAUUAUGCUUCCGCAGGCAAAACUCAGUAGAAAUCUCUAUUUUUGUACUGAAUCUCGUAAUUGGGAUAUGCGGACUAUUUAAAUGGUAGCUUAGUAUCAGAGGUUCAGCCUCUUCCAAGACAUUCCUGUUCUCCUUGGACUCAAGGAGGCUCCCCCACCCCCACCCCUUAAUGUCGUGCUCUUCUCCCCCGCCAGUUUCCUGUAAAGAACCACCUUGUCAACCCCAUUGGGUGAGUGAGAGUGGAAACCAAGUAUCACCUUGAAAUUUCUGGGGCAGAGGACACCGAGGCCAGCCCCUGUGUCCUCCCCAGUGAUGUAACCUCUUUUUCUUGUCCCCCCUCCCCCCGUUUUUUUUUUUUUUCUCAUUUCUGUCUUUGGUAAGAAGGAUUAUUUAAAGGUGCAAUAUGUGACUUUUAGUGAUCACGACGCUCUAGGUUUUUAGUGAUGAUUUACUCAGGUUGGCAUUUUAUGUGUCUGUGUGUGUGUGUGUGUCUGUGUGUGUCUCUGUGUGUGUAAAAGUGUGGCGAUCUGUGAACACGGCAGUGUGACUCCCUCUUCCCCGCAAGUCUGUAUCUGCAGUCAGUGAUCCCUGCUGGCAUCUACUGUAUAUAAAUAUACUAAACUCUCCAGUCAUUCCUUUGAAUUGAGGUGUACAAAGUUGGAAUUUGUAUCAAAGAUGUAAUUAUUAUUUUUAAGACCUCUUUUCAAUCUACUGCUGCUGUAAUUACUUUGAUUUUUUUUAAAUUGUAGAAUAAUUUUUUUUGGGGGGGUGGGGGCUUCAGGUGUAUAUCCACCAAGAAUUUCAGAAUUUAUGUGGAUUUUAUUUCAUUGGUACAUAUCUGUAAAUUUCUCCAGGCAUUAACAUGAAAGGAUUUGUUUCUUUUGAUUCUA
Messenger RNA from Sorex fumeus (smoky shrew), 4749 nucleotides. RefSeq names its product protein tyrosine phosphatase receptor type J (gene PTPRJ). The transcript has 21 exons. The record is from RefSeq and is a predicted model, not a curated record. Gene Ontology annotation, biological process: angiogenesis; protein dephosphorylation. The coding region runs from base 72 to 3287 and encodes 1071 amino acids. NCBI's taxonomy places the organism in Eukaryota, Metazoa, Chordata, Mammalia, Eulipotyphla, Soricidae. Gene Ontology annotation, molecular function: cadherin binding; protein tyrosine phosphatase activity.